This is a messenger RNA of Salpingoeca rosetta, 1262 nucleotides long. RefSeq names its product small GTP binding protein Rab9. The coding region runs from base 138 to 743 and encodes 201 amino acids. Gene Ontology annotation, cellular component: phagocytic vesicle; lysosome; late endosome. Gene Ontology annotation, molecular function: GTPase activity; GTP binding. Gene Ontology annotation, biological process: retrograde transport, endosome to Golgi. The record is from RefSeq and is a predicted model, not a curated record. NCBI's taxonomy places the organism in Eukaryota, Choanoflagellata, Craspedida, Salpingoecidae. The transcript has a single exon.
GUUGUUUUGAAACUGACCACAAACAACAAACAAACAUCCACACACCUUCUCUCCUCCCUCUUCCUUGCGCCCCCCCCCACCACCACCUCCUCCUUUCCUCCCUCCCUCUUGCUUCACCGUCGUGUCUGGGCCCAGCCAUGGCAUCAAGCACGCGGAUGGUUAAAGUCAUCCUGCUUGGGGAUGGCAGCGUUGGGAAGUCGUCGCUCAUGCAGCAGUUUGUGCGCAACGAAUUCAACUCGGAGUCCUUCCACACCAUUGGCGUGGAGGUGCUGAACAAGGACGUGCGCGUCGGCAGCGAAGCCAUCACCAUGCAGAUCUGGGACACAGCCGGGCAGGAGCGCUUCCGCUCCUUGCGCACCCCGUUCUAUCGCGGCGCAGACUGCUGCAUGCUCACCUUCGACCUCACAGACCCAAACUCCUUCAACAACAUCAACAUGUGGCGGGACGAGUUCCUCAAGCACGCCAGCGUGGACGACGUCGCCGCAUUCCCGUUUCUGCUCCUCGGAAACAAGGCCGACCUCGCAGAGCAGCGGCAGGUCACCGCAGAGGCUGCGCGGGCAUGGUGCAGGGAAAACGGCAACGUGCCAUACUAUGAGACGAGCGCAAAGACUGGUAGCAACGUGGAGGACGCAUUCCAACAAGCAGCGCGGAUGCUGUUGCAACACGGCACCCAAGCCGCCCCAGACUUUGAUGACACCGUCGACCUCAAGAAGCAAAGAAGGGAAUCGUCGUCGUGCUGUUAAAUGUGUUCAUGCGUGUACACGUGUUUGUGUACUUGUGUAUUUGUCCUGUUGACCUCAACUUUUUGUGUCACUUCUAUAUGUUUGCGGUGCGUGCGUUGCACUCUCUUUUUGUACAAACCCCCCAACAAGACAGACGCAUCUGUUUUGCGCUUCCUCAGCUAGCCUUUGUGUUGCUUCAGUUGUCGUUGUGAUGUGUUGUGUUGUGUGUUGGUGUUGUGAUGUGUUGGUGUUGUGAUGUGUGCGUGUUGUGUGCGUGUUGUCACGUGGUGUGUGUUGGUGUUGUGUUGUGGUAAUGUGUUGUGUGCGUGUUGUAACGUGGUGUGUGUUUGUGUUGUGUUGUGUCGUAGGUUCGAUGGAUAGUGGUGACAGGUCAUGUUGUUCGUGCGGGCAGUCUUGCUUGCUUGUUUGCUCGUUUGUGCCCUUCCAUUAUCACUCAAACGAUGAGCCCGCAGUAAACAACCCAACACCAGCGACUGGAGAGGAAGGGCGGGACGAAGAACGAGCGCAAGGAACGAUGGG